Vitis vinifera (wine grape) is the source of this 4340-nucleotide messenger RNA. RefSeq names its product nuclear transcription factor Y subunit B-1. The coding region runs from base 163 to 738 and encodes 191 amino acids. Gene Ontology annotation, molecular function: RNA polymerase II cis-regulatory region sequence-specific DNA binding; DNA-binding transcription activator activity, RNA polymerase II-specific; protein heterodimerization activity. The transcript is spliced from 4 exons. Lineage: Eukaryota; Viridiplantae; Streptophyta; Magnoliopsida; Vitales; Vitaceae. Gene Ontology annotation, biological process: regulation of transcription by RNA polymerase II. The record is from RefSeq and is a predicted model, not a curated record. Gene Ontology annotation, cellular component: CCAAT-binding factor complex; nucleus.
CUCUCAUUUCAAACCUCUCGCACUCUUCCCUCGCUUUCUCUCUCUGCUUUCUAUCUCUACACUUCUGGCUUAGCCAUGGCGAACCUAGGGUUUUGCUGCGGAGAGCUAGGGUUUCUCCUCCGAUUCUCAGUCUUGCUCUUUUGACCCAGGGUUAGGGCAAGUAUGGCCGACGCUGCUGCGAGCCCCGGCGAAGGUAGUCACGAGAGCGGCGAGCAGAUCCCCCACUCGAACGUGCGCGAGCAAGAUCGGUUUCUUCCGAUCGCGAAUAUUAGCCGGAUCAUGAAGAAGGCGCUUCCCGCGAAUGGAAAGAUCGCUAAGGAUGCGAAAGAGAUCAUGCAAGAAUGCGUCUCGGAGUUCAUCAGUUUCAUCACUAGCGAGGCGAGUGAUAAAUGUCAGAGAGAGAAGAGGAAGACUAUUAAUGGGGAUGAUUUGCUCUGGGCAAUGGCGACUUUAGGGUUUGAGGAUUAUAUUGAUCCGCUGAAGUUGUACUUGGCUGCAUACAGAGAGGGUGACACCAAGGGACCGGCAAAGGGUGGAGAUGGGCCGGCUAGGAAAGAUGCAGCUGGAGCUCAAUCAAGCAUUAAUUCCCACAUUUCACAUCAAGGUCCUUACACGCAAAAUGUGAACUAUGAGACUCCUCAAGUAAUCUCCCUACCCCUCUCUCUCCAUCACAUAUGCAACAUAUAUACAUACUUACUCUUUACAUAUUUAGUGCAAUGGUUUAAAAUUUUGAUUUGAGAUGAGCUAGAGGAUAAUUCUCCCAGUUAAUGUGGCGAUACAAGUUCUGCUAGACAGACUAUAACUGAUCAGGUUGAAAAAUGAAGAACGCAGCUGCUCAACCAAAUAUUUUUGUUCAGUUUGUAUUUAAGGAGCAGUUUGAUUACGAUGCUAAUGUUGAAAUUUAGAAAAAAUAAUUAGUCACACUCAUCCAAUGCAAUUUUAUCACUUGAAAAAUAAUUUGCUACAUCCUCCUAUCAUUUUUUACUCUUUCCUUCUAGAUAUAUUUUCAUUUCAUUAAAUAAAUAUCUCAUUUGCCUUUUUGUUUCUUUUUUAUAUUAUCAUUAAGAUGGUGUGCAUUUGUAUAGGUGAUAGUGAUGUCCAUAUUCAAAUAAGCUUCUCAAGUUUGAUUACUUGCUUAACACACAUCCUUCCUUAUAAGUGCUAAUUGAGUUCCCUUCAUAUAUGGCUUUAUCAAGUUUCUCUUUUCUCUCUCUAACUUGAAGCCUCAUGGAUGCCGUCAAUCUGCAGUUUGCUUUACUAUAUUCAUUUGUUGUUGAUUUCAUCCCAAAUACCUAUACUUUAGAUUUUGAGCAUUGAUGGAGUUUUGAGAUAGAAACCGUGGACCUUUCUUCAAUUUUUUUGGUUGUAUGUCUAGAUGGAGAGGCAGAUUGCUUAUCCAGAAGGGGGAGCUUUUGCCAUCAUAGUAGCUUCUCUCUCUCUCUCUCUCAUGCUCCUCUUCUGGUCUUUUUCUUGUUUUUAGUUAUUAAUUUCGCACUUACAAUGGAGAUAUUCUAGUUUACAUACAUCCUCUUCACACUGUAUUAACUUUCAUUCUUAUAGAAUUAUAUUAGAAGUUAGUUCAUCUAAAUAUUUUUUCUUUUCAUUGCUUUGCAAUGGAAAUUAUGGUUUUUAAUAGAUGUUUCAAAAGCUACCAAUAUUUUGACAAGGUGACCAUCAGUCCAUCACUACCAUUUAUGAAUCAAUUUGAUCAUCCUUCUACAAAAAAGAACUUUGCAUUUAGUAAGCAACUAAAUAUUUGUCACUCUUCCUUUUGCUUUAAUCUCAGCGUUGAAGAGUGAAGAAGGCAAGAAAUGACUGCAUGCUCCAAGAAAUACUUUAUUUGUUGGUAUGAUUGGGGGGCCUUCUAUCUUUGCAUAUUUUAUAGUCAUCAUUAAAAUGAAAUGUUAUCUAUUAUUAAUUUAUGUUUCAAAAGCUACUGAUACCCUGAUAAGUCAACCAUCACUACCAUUCAUGAGCCAAAUGCACAAGUCUUGAUGUUGCUUUUGUGGGAAUGUAUGUAUGUCCAUCUGGGGAAUAUCAAUGAAAUUUUUUAUUUUGCAUAAUAUGUUGCACAUCUUAUAAAAUUAUUUUAUCAUACUCUAUACAACUAAAUGUUACCUGUUUCAGUGCUCUGGUAUGAUGCUCCUUUUUUUUUUUAUUUAAAAAAAAAGAGGUGGGGUUUCUUUUAUGGUUGAUUUGGGGGAUCAUUGAUUUGGGCAACAAUGAGAUAAGGAAAUAUUGUAAAUCUCUGUGGCAUGCAUAGAGGAUUUUGCACUUGUCAAAAGGAUUCCUCAUCUUUCUUUGUACUCUCUAUUUCAAUGCAAUAAAAUGGUUGUUUUUGAUAAAAACAAGUCUCUUUGGGAUGUAAAGGUAACUCGUAAAGUCCUUUGGGCAUUAAGUUAUCGUCUUGUUGUUUUUGAAGAAUCAGCUUGUACAAUAAUCACAGUGCCAAACAAGUCCUACUAACACCAGAUAGUUUCAAAAGGUUUUGGUGCUUUUGUGUUCAGGCUUGCCUUGGGGCAAGCCUAAAGGAAAAUGCCAAGACUAAAUUUAAGGAUUAAGUAACAUAAGGCUCAUUACUGAGUUGUAAGGCUCUAAAUAUACCUUCAUCUCAAAAUAUACUUCAAAAUGUGCACUCCAUACACAUGUUAUAUAAUCCACUCAGAAUUAUUAGUUGAGUAUGGGUAUCUUUAUCAAGUUUGGCUUUAAAAUUCCUACAACUUCACAUCAGUAAUGUAUUUGUCAAACCUCAAUUGGCUGAUUUUUAAAAAAUGAAGUGCACUGAAUAGGUUUAAUAUUUUUUCAUGUAUUCAAACCUCAAAGCGUAUGGUUAGUUUGGCAUGCCAAGUUUACUAUCUUGUCUUCAAAUAUCCAGGCAUUAUUGUACUAUCCUUUGGAAAUUGUAGGACCUCCAAGUUAUGGAAGUUUUCAUCUCCAUGAAAGUGAACAUAUGCUUUGUGUGAUUUGGCUAUGCUUUCAUGCACUCAAAAGGUGGGGCCGAGUUGAAUAUACUAAAAUGGUAUCUUCAUAGUCCCUUCUACCCAGCAUGCAAAUACUUGAAUAAAUGGCUGUGUUUUAGCUCUUUUUGUAAAUCACAGAUUUCCCUUUCACUGCCUCCCUAUCCAAGAAUGAACUUCGAUAGACUUAUAAUUUAAUGACUGAACACCAUACUUUAAAUGGUGGGGUCAAUCCUUUUGUUAAACAGGCUAAACUGAGCAGCCCUUCUUCUUACUCAUAAUUUAAUGUACUUCUUUUUCAAGUCUAAUAAUUAAUUCUGUGGUUAGGAUUAUACAAUUGUAUUACUUAUUAUAUGAUGUUCCUUUUUGUUUUCUGCUCCCUUUUAUUUGUGGUUGUGGUUGACACUUCUCACCAUCACUCCACUAAAUUUUGCACUCGAGUUGUUGAUACAUUCAUCUAGCAUCGACUUUUGUGCAAAUAUGUUUUGAAGUGUCAUUUAAUUGCUUUAUUUGAACCAUAUUAGAAAAUUGAUCACAUGGUGACAUCUUUCAAGCAAACAAAAAAAAUGUAUUCCUGCUAAGUAUCGGAUGUUUUGCACUGCUUGUUCAUGUGUAAAGAUGUGACAAAUGAUGGUAUCUACUUCAUACCUCCCUUUGAUUUUUCAUGAUUGGUUGAAAACCUUUAUUCGACAUUAUAUGAAUCAAAAUGCGGUGUGAAGUCCUUUUGACUAAAUAAGAAAAUUAUGUUGCUGAAAUCCACUGGAACUGGAGAACACAGUUCAUUGUAACAAUAUUCAACACUCACAUGUAUUUUAAUCAUGUUUUUAUUGAGAUUAUAAACCAAAAAUGGCUAUGGCUGUUCUCUGAUCAGUCUCACAUCAUUACAUAAUGCAUUGGUCUUAGAGUCCAGCAUACGUAGGUGGUAAUCUUCUCCAUCACCAUUUGCAUCUUUGUCAACUUAAGGCUCAGAUGUGAUUUUCAGCAUGCUUAGUUUUGUUUUGCUGCCUUCUAUUGGAGAUUCCUUAGUUUUUAUUUUGUAAACAAUUAUAUGUUCUUGUUGGGCUAACUUUGAGUUUUUUGGUUCUGAUGCUAACUAGUUCUCUUGAAAUUGUAGUCACAGACUCAACAUUUGAUGGUUCCCUUGGAUGGCACAAAGUAGGAGUUUCUCUCCAGUUAAUUGCAUCGUUUGGAAUCCCAUUCAAGGAGAUGCUGUACUUAUUACAUUGAGACAAUUUAAAUAUAAUCUGUACAACUGUAACUUUUUCAAAUGGUUUUGGCGCUAUUGCCAUGUCUAGUAGUCAUUCUGCCAAAGUUUAUAUACCUGCUUGCCUUUUGGAGUAGAAUGAUUAUUUGAGGAAAAGAUGUGAACCUUUUGAUGGUUUA